ACAGUAGCAGCACAGAAGCUAAAGUCCACACAGCGCCAAAUGGGGAUUCCUGAACUGAGGCCCAAACAAGAGUGUGCCACCAGGUGGAACUCUACAUUUGAUAUGUUGAAACGAAUGCUUGAAAUAAAAGAUGCCAUCAUCUCCACCCUGGCCCUCAUCAACGCAUCUAUUGAGCCAUUAAGCCAAGAGGAAUGGGAGCUGGUGAAAGAGGUCUGCGCCGUCCUGCAACCAUUCCAGGAGGUGACUGUGGAGAUAAGUGCAGACAGCUAUGUCACAGCCUCGAAAAUGCUCCUGCUUUGCAAAGGUCUGCAGCUGGUGACAGCCGAGAACCAAUGGACAGUAACUGUGCAGAAAGUGAAGGAAUUAGUUGCAGCUCUUUGUUCAGCCAUGGACCGCAAAUUUCUGCGGAUGGAGUACAACACUGUCCUUUCAGAAACUACCUUAUUGGAUCCAAGGUUUAAAAAACUUGCCUUCAGUGAUCGUAGAGCUGUUGAUGAAGCUCUUCAGAGGAUUAGUGCAGCAGCAGCAGCAAAAUGCACCCCCAGCAGCCAGCCAGCUCCACCAUUACAGGGCCAAGUGGAGGAGGAGCAGCAAACCUCUGCUGUUUGGAGGCUUUUUGAUGACAGAGCUACAGGAGAUGCUUCAAGGAGAAAUCCGACAGCUGAUGCUAUAAUGGAGGUGAGGAGCUACCUUGAGGAGCCCCUCAUCCAGAGAGCAGAAGACCCACUGAGCUGGUGGCAGGCCAAGGCCUCAGUCUUUCCACUCCUGGUGAAGGUGAUGGAGGGGAGACUAUGUAUUGUUGCCACAUCAGUUCCUUCUGAGAGAAUCUUCUCCAAAACAGGGCAGAUACUCACGGAGAGGCGAAAUCGUAUCAGGCCUAUCAGCCCAUCCAAGCUGAGGCAUCUGAUCUUCCUGAAUGCCAACCUGCCCUGAGGACUAAUGCUGUUUGCUGGAGUUUGGUUCUGGUUUUGAUUCUGUUCUGUGGAUUUGUUUGAAGUUUAUUGUUAAUUUGUGCAAUAAAAAAGUUUAAUUGAAAUAAACAAAUGUAAGAGUGGUUUUGUCACAGAAUAAAUGCACAGAAUUAGGCAUUAUAAGGUCUCUCAUAAAAACACUGAAAGCAAAAGGGUUUUCAACACAUAAACCAUGAUUUUUUUUCAAAGUUAAGGUAAAAUAUAGGCUACAAAAGAUCCUAAAUAAAGAGCCGUUCGGGAGUCGAAAGAGCCGGCUCUUCUUUGGGAGCCGAGUCAAAAGAGCCGGCUCUCAGAAAAGAGCCGAACUUCCCA
Messenger RNA from Coregonus clupeaformis (lake whitefish), 1283 nucleotides. Its product is annotated as E3 SUMO-protein ligase ZBED1. The transcript has 2 exons. The record is from RefSeq and is a predicted model, not a curated record. Lineage: Eukaryota; Metazoa; Chordata; Actinopteri; Salmoniformes; Salmonidae. Gene Ontology annotation, molecular function: protein dimerization activity. The coding region runs from base 40 to 933 and encodes 297 amino acids.